UAAACCUAUAUUUACUGCUCCAGAAUGUGUUGCUGAACAGUGUCGCCCCCUGCAGGUGUUGUUCCUACGUGGGCAGGAGAGGUCGAGGCCCCCAGGCCAUCUCCAUAGGAAAAAACUGCGAUAAGUUUGGCAUCGUCGUGCACGAACUGGGCCACGUCAUCGGCUUCUGGCACGAACACACGCGUCCUGACCGCGACGAACACGUGGUGAUCAUCAGAGACAACAUCCAACCAGGACAGGAGUAUAACUUCCUGAAGAUGGAGCCGGGCGAGGUGGACUCUCUUGGAGAAACGUACGACUUCGGCAGCAUCAUGCAUUACGCCAGGAACACGUUU
Molecule: messenger RNA, 335 nt
Organism: Cynoglossus semilaevis (tongue sole)
Lineage: Eukaryota; Metazoa; Chordata; Actinopteri; Pleuronectiformes; Cynoglossidae
Product: bone morphogenetic protein 1-like
Exons: 2
Biological process (GO): protein processing; dorsal/ventral pattern formation
Molecular function (GO): zinc ion binding; metalloendopeptidase activity
Source: RefSeq, a predicted model, not a curated record